Mitosporidium daphniae is the source of this 1647-nucleotide messenger RNA. Its product is annotated as group 1 glycosyl transferase. The transcript is spliced from 2 exons. The record is from RefSeq and is a predicted model, not a curated record. Gene Ontology annotation, molecular function: alpha-1,3-mannosyltransferase activity; GDP-Man:Man(1)GlcNAc(2)-PP-Dol alpha-1,3-mannosyltransferase activity. NCBI's taxonomy places the organism in Eukaryota, Fungi, Microsporidia. Bases 1 to 1647 code for a protein of 548 amino acids.
AUGUUAUCUCAUUGUCUUGCAAUUUCUAUGGGCUCAGGCGGGCCUUUGGAGAUUAUUGAGCAUAUGAAAUCGGGAUAUCUUAUUCCAGAGUCUGGCGCCCAUGACGAUUUUUCACCUCCAAUUAGUCUUUUGGAAAUCUUGGCCCGAUUAUUUGCCUCAGGACCCGAGAAAAAUAAUUCGCCACAUGACAUCCAGCGCAUCAUUCAGAAUGGAUAUGCCAAGAUAUCCGAAUACUUUACAAUGGACAAUUUUACGACCACGAUCAUCCGUGAUGCAUUGUCAAAAAUCACAACGAAGCCUUUGCGGAUUGCUAUGAUUCACCCGAUGUUUACAGGAAUUGCUGGCGCGGAUCGUUUAAUUAUUGAGGCAUGUCUUUCUUUGCAAUCGAAAGGGAAUACUGUCAACAUUUUUACUACAGAUUAUCACUUGAAACAAGAGUCUUUUUCUGAUGAGGGCAUGGUAAAUAUUACUUCAAUCAACACCCACAUGCCAAACUCGAUCUUCGGUUAUUGCGUCCAUCCUUUUAACUAUUUAAAAUCGAUGAUUCUGAUUGUAUGCGCAUUGAGUCGGCUUCUUUCUCAUGACAUGAUAAUCUGCGAUCAACUACCGACCGGAAUUCUCAUAUUGUAUUUUUUAAUGAGCCUACUGUGUGUGAAAAAUGAAAAUAGGCCAAUACUCGCAUAUUAUUGCCAUUAUCCCGACUUUGCGCAUGUUUUCCUCUUAAAAAGAGGAUUCAUAUUAAGUGCCGGAAGAAGAUUCUUUAGCUUUUUGGAGAAAAAAGCAAUGCAAUGUUCCGAUAUUGUUUACGCAAAUUCCGGGUUUACCAAAACCGCAAUCAUCACACAUUUCCCACAAUGCCACCACGUCGAAGUUUUAUAUCCAGGAAUUCCAGAGUUCACUCCCAAUUUUGAAAUUUCAAAUUCGUUUUUCAAGGAAAAUCCGGUCUGUGCCAUCAUAGAGAAUACUAACUCGAUGCUUUCGCUUAAUAGAUUCCUUCCGUCAAAAUACCUGGAGAGAAUUAUCGCGCUGACAAAUGCGCUAAAACAAAAGAAAACAAAACUUACCACUGUCAUCAUGGGCGGAGGCUGUGGUAUGGACAUUGAAAAAUUGGAAUAUUUAAGUACCCUGGUUGCUAUAUGCAAAGCAUAUUCGCUUUCAUUUACGGUUGCUCAUGCUAAUAAGAUAAUUUUGUGUUCCAAAGAUCAGCCCACGGGUGCUGUGGACGUCCUAUUUGUUGUGAAUGGAACGGAUGAGCAGAAACGUUUCUUUCUUGCCCAUUCUAAAGCCUUAUUUUACACCGCUUCUUAUGAGCAUUUUGGAAUGGGAAUUGUUGAGGGAAUGCUUUCCCACUGUUUCCCGAUAGCAAUGGCAUCUGGAGGUCCAUUGGAAAUUAUUGAGCACAUGAAGUCCGGGUAUUUGGUACCAGAACCGACGAAUGGCGCUUCUUUCUCACCGCCUGCCGAUCUUGUCAAUUUAUUGGCUAAAUUGUAUGGCAACAAUCUAGCUCGCGAGGAAUCACCACAGGAUCUCAAGAAAAUCAUCGAAAAUGGAUACAACCGAGCAAAGUCUCUCUACACGAUAGAAGCUUUUUCCGAUGCCAUUAUCAAGCAUUAUUUAGCAAAAUCUGCUAUUAGCCUCCCAGAAUAA